AUGUCCUUUUCGUUCUUUAAAAAAAAUGAUAAAAAUCAAGAAAAAGUUUUUAAAUUCAAAAUUGGAAACGAACGAGAAUUUACUAUGUGGCUUCAACUAAACAUAGAACUUCAAAAUGUGCGAGAGAAAUUGGCAACAUAUAAAAAUUAUCCAGAAGCGAAAAAUCUUCAAUUUUUUGAUAAAGCUGGAACUUUAAUAACCUAUGAAUGUGAAAAAUAUUAUAAUUUAGAAACAAUUUGUGAUAAAGAAUCCAUAAUACAUGUAGAAUUUUUGUUAAGAAGUAUUAAUGUUAACGUUGAUGGUUUGGAGGAACAUAUAUUAUAUUUAGACCCAAAAAGUAAACUUACAGAAAUUCGCGAAACAAUUAAAGAAAAAAUGGAAGACAUUAUCAAAGGUGAAUUCUUAUUUUGGAAGCAAAGCGGAGGUAUAAUUAAAACCACCGAAGAAAAUUCGAAUAAUUUAAAAAAAUUUCUCAAAAAUGAUACAUUAUAUAUUUCUAUUUUACAAGAAACUGAAAUAAUUAUUAUCAUUUAUUCUGAUAAGACGAAUCAUCAUAGCUUUAAACGUUAUUUAGAUAAGAGAAUGAGCCUUUCUCAAAUUCGAUCAAUUCUUGCAAACAACAAUUAUACUGAUCCUGAACGCAUGAAAUCAAACUAUAGAUUUUCUGACCAAGAAAAUACGCUUAUCUCAGAAGUAGAUGAAGAUAAAAAAAAGCUUUAUGAAGUUUUACGUAUUAAUGGACGUGGUUCAAACGUAUUAAAUAUUCUUAAAAGAGAUGAUGGCCCUGACUGGACAAAGCUAGUUAAUAAAUGCGGAUAUGGUUUUAUUAUAGAUAAAGAUUCAAUGUUUGUGAAACAAAUUCAAUCUCCCAAACAUCGAGCAUUUACUAUUAAAACAACAACACAACCAUAUGAAGCUACCGAUUAUAAAGACUCCGAAUUUGAAUGUGAGAGCGAAUUUCAGGAAUUACGUAAAAAAAACUUUAUCACAUUUGGAAAGGUUGAUUUUGUAUUGCCAUUUAUUUCGAUUUCCUUUGGACUUGAUCAAAAAUUAUCGCGUGAAAAGCUGAACUCUUAUGAAACAAAUACGAAAUAUUCAUAUAUUCAAAUAAAACGUGCAAAAAUUGACAUAGAUAAAAAUGAUAUUGAUAUAGCUGAUGGGUUCGAAAACGACAUUAAAGUGGCAUUAGAAGAAGAUACUCGCGAUAAAAAAUUAUCAAAACUUAAGGAAAUUGCUGAUAAAUAUGGCCAUUUCUAUGCACAAUCUAUGUCCUUUGGAGGAGUUGUUAUCCAGAAAAUCGAAAGUAUUAAACAUUCAGAUGGAAAUAACUAUGUAACGGAAACAAGAUAUCAAGCAUCAUUAAAUGAAGCAAGCUUAGGUAUAACAUCAAAUACAGAAAAUAGUUUCAACUCAUCAAAAAGUAAAUCUAGCUCCACUCGUGAAAUAAAAGGCGGCAAGAAAGAUGAAUACCAACAAAAUGACCCCAGCUGUUGGAUUACUUCGCUCAAUGAUUCAAAUACUUGGGAUAUUAUUGAAUAUGAUAAUGUUUAUUCGAUUUUUGAUCUAUUAAAGGAUGAUUUACGAAAAAACGUUUUAAAAGUUUUAGGAAAAAAGAUUUUAAAAGAUGGAAUUGAUGAAAUUAUGUACCCUACAAGUGAAAAUAAUCCGUAUGGUCAUGAUAUUGGAUGGAAAUUGGAUGAUAUUUCUAAUAUUGAAGAUUGUGAAAUAUUUUCUACGGUAAUGAAAGAAAACAAUCGACAUAUAUUUUCUUCAUGUGUGGCUUAUGAUGCCCCUGAUGCACCAGUAAUCGUUAUCCAACGUGUUCCAAGCAAAAAAAAGCCACGAAAAAAAUUCAGAAAACUUAAAGUCGGGUGGAUAGUUAUGGGAUAUCCAGACGAUUCUUUUGAUUUUAGUUUGUCAAAUCAUGUUAUAUAUGAAAGUGAAAAAUAUGAAAUAAAUCCGUAUACUUUACAUAAAUUUUCACACCAAGCGGAAUGGUCAAGAGCCAAAAAAUUUACAUUAUCAACAUGCAUGGUAGAUAAAGAAUCGUAUUCAAAUUCGAAUAGAAGAAAUCCUUAUAAUUUAAAAUUAGUAUUUGGCUCAAAUUUCUCUAUCUCAAAGGAUCAUGUGUAUUUAUUCGUCUACAGUUCUGAACAACUUAAUGAGUUAAUAAAAUCAAUAACUGACGAAAAUUUACACAUAAAAUUAUGCAUUUGUACUAUUUAUGUCAGAAAUGACUUAAAUAAUAUGUUUCAGAAAGAAGUUAAAUGGAAUUACAUGAACAUGAGAGAUAAAAUUUUCUCUUCAAAAUUAGAUACAAUUGACUUCGAUGAAAAUAAGCUUAUAUUCGUAAAUCAACUUUUUGAAAAUCCUGAAAAUAACCAUGGAAUUAUAAAUGUUGCAUUUGAAUCUCUUGGCUGUAACUCUCUUCUAUGUGGUUCAUUAAAUAAGAAAUCUUUUACUAAAAAUGAUUUAGAUAUUUUAUGUUUGAAUUAUUCUCAAGAAAAAGACAAAAUGUUUCGAGAAAAAGAUCAAAUACUGUACAAAUACAAUUCUUAA
Molecule: messenger RNA, 2559 nt
Organism: Racocetra persica
Lineage: Eukaryota; Fungi; Glomeromycota; Glomeromycetes; Diversisporales; Gigasporaceae
Source: the annotation of a GenBank genome assembly